Messenger RNA from Brugia malayi, 1080 nucleotides. RefSeq lists its product as uncharacterized. The record is from RefSeq and is a predicted model, not a curated record. Gene Ontology annotation, cellular component: Golgi membrane. Gene Ontology annotation, molecular function: pyrimidine nucleotide-sugar transmembrane transporter activity. The coding region runs from base 1 to 1080 and encodes 359 amino acids. Lineage: Eukaryota; Metazoa; Nematoda; Chromadorea; Rhabditida; Onchocercidae. Gene Ontology annotation, biological process: pyrimidine nucleotide-sugar transmembrane transport. The transcript has 7 exons.
AUGAAACAAAAAGUUCUCAGGAUGGCAUUUCAUGUGGAUGCAAUGCUGGUUAAAGGGAAUUGGGAGAAAGUGCCAUUAGGAAAUAUUCCAUUGACAUCAUCGGAAAUGAUUGAAAACGGAGAACGAAGUAGUCUUCGUUUCAAAUGUUUCAUUAUUAUUCAAAUGAUUUUCGUUUGGACAAGCUAUACAGUAACUGUGAGAUAUUCUCGUUUAAGUGCUCCCAGACAUUUGCAAUAUUCCUCAACAACAGUCGUAUACCUUUCGGAAAUAAUCAAAAUGACUAUUGCUUUAUUCUUUGUCUUCCAGAUCAAUAACUACAAUGUAAAAGAAUUUACUAGAUGUAUAAAGAAAGAAUAUUUCGGGAAACCAAAGGAUUUGCUGAAGAUGACUUUUCCGUCAAUAGCCUAUGCGCUUCAAAAUAAUCUUGAUUUUGUGGCAUUAUCAAAUCUGAAUGCAGGUAUAUAUCAUGUUACUACUCAACUUAAAGUGGUUACUACGGCUAUUUUUAUGAUGAUUAUCCUUGGGCGACGAUUCUCGGGCACACGAUGGCUUUCAAUUUUUUUGCUUUUCGGAGGUGUUGCUGCUGUGGAGCUCAGUAUAAACGAAAGAAGCAUUAAGGAGAAAAGUGAUGAAAAUUACUUGCUUGGAUUGAGCGCUGUACUCUUCACAUGUGUAACUGCAGGCUUUGCUGGAGUAUACUUUGAAUAUAUGCUUAAAGAUGGCAGUGAAACACCGUUCUGGAUACGGAAUCUUCAAAUGUAUAGUUGUGGCGUAGUUAGUGCAGCUUUGGGAUGCAUUCUUUCUGAAUGGAACAGAAUUUUGACUAAAGGAUUUUUUUAUGGUUACAAUAGUAAUGUUAUUGCUGUCAUUCUGUUCUUGAGUUUAGGAGGGAUUUUCAUAUCACUGGUAAUGAAAUACCUAGAUAACUUAUGCAAAAGUUUUGCCUCAGCAAUGAGUAUCAUCUUGGUUGUUAUGAUCUCUCAUCUUAUAUUCCACGACGUGCAGCUGAAUUUGAUGUUUCUUACCGGUUCCAUAACUGUUUGUGGAGCAGUAUUAUUGUACAGUUCAGUACCAGAGUGA